ACUUCCGGGUGUUAAAUCGUUGCAAAACAGACCUACAACCUACAACCUAUAUACUGUCUAUGCCUAGCUGCAACAGUGGACAGUGGCACUGGAAGGAGAAGUCAUUCACCGAGGAAAACCUGGAUAACGCAGCUUCAGGAGAAUGAUGCUAUCAGAAGUCCUGCAAGUGCUGCGUGGGGCAGGUAAAGUAGGGUCUGCCCUGGUCACCACCCAGGGAGAACAGCUCAGAUUAAUGACCUGCAACUCCUCAGUGGGAGCAGCAGUCAAAGUUGCUCAGGAUGUGGUGGAAGGACUGGUGGGCACUUUUAUGGGCGGCAACAAUGCGUCAAUAAAGGAAGAUGUGUUUCCGGACACAAAGGGUUGGGAGACUAUGGACCCUGAAGAAGCAGCCAAAUGGGCAAUAGGGUCAGAGUUCCCCCCUGAUGCUCUGGAGCAAAGCCAGACAGAAGUUGGAGCUGCAGCAGAGAUGCCAUCAGGAGUUCCUCCUUCCCCAGGGGUAGCGCCGGGCUGGCCGGGACAGAGCGCUCGCUUCCUCCACACGACCCCUGGCCUCCACCGGUACUACAACCAGACCAGGUCUAUCCAUGACACGGUGGUGGCCAGACUCUCACCAGAGGACAUCAAGAAAGCCAGGGAGGCCAAGAAGGCCCUGAUCAAACCUGUCAGACAGAAGCUGAGUGACCGGGCCAAAGAGAGGAAGGUGCCCGCCACAAGAAUCAGCAGGCUGGUUAAUUUUGGGGGACUGGCAGUAGGACUUGGGAUUGGUGCCAUUACAGAAAUGGCAAAACAGUCAUUGGGAGGCAAACAAAAUGAAGACAGGAAUUCCUUGUUAGACUCUCCUCUCCUGUCAGACGCCAAUGCUGAGAGAAUAGUGAACACGCUGUGCAAGGUCCGUGGGGCCGCACUCAAGAUCGGACAGAUGCUCAGCAUUCAAGACAACUCCUUCAUCAGCCCCCAACUGCAGAGGAUCUUUGAGAGGGUCCGGCAGAGCGCAGACUUCAUGCCUGCCUGGCAAAUGAAUAAAGUUCUCGUGGAGGAACUGGGGCCAGGCUGGCGAGAGAAGCUAUCGUCCUUUGAAGACAAACCGUUUGCUGCAGCUUCCAUCGGCCAGGUGCAUCAUGGGGUGUUAAAAGACGGAAGAGAGAUCGCCAUAAAGAUCCAGUACCCUGGAGUUGCAGAGAGCAUCCAGAGUGACAUAAACAACCUGAUGUCAGUCCUAAAAAUGAGCGUUGUCCUGCCAGGAGGUCUGUUUGCAGACGACAGCUUAGAGGUUCUUCAGAGGGAGCUGGCAUGGGAGUGUGACUAUAAGAGGGAAGCAGAGUGUGCCAAGAAGUUCAGGUCCAUGAUGGAGGGAAAUGAGUUUUUCCAAGUCCCUGAGGUGAUCGAUGAGCUGUCAGGUGGCAGGGUGCUGGCCAUGGAGCUUGUACAUGGAGUCCCACUGGACCGCUGCGUAGACCUGGACCAGGAGACUAGGAACCAGAUCAGUUUCAGAAUCCUCCAGUUGUGUCUCAGAGAGGUGUUUGAGUUCAGGUUCAUGCAGACGGAUCCAAACUGGGCCAACUUCUUCUACAACUCAGACACCAACAAGGUUGUUCUGUUGGACUUUGGUGCGUGCAGAGGCUACCCAGAAGCAUUCACAGAUGACUACAUACAGGUGGUGCACGCAGCUUCCGUGGGUGAUCGAGCCACUGUUCUUUCCAAAUCAAAGGCGCUUAAAUUCCUGACAGGCUACGAGGCCAAGGCCUACGAGGAUACCCACGUGGAGGCGGUGAUGAUCCUCGGCGAAGCCUUUGCAUCCGCGGAGCCUUUUGACUUUGGCACCCAGAGCACCACCCAGCGCAUCCAGAGCCUUAUCCCUGUCAUGCUACGCCACCGCCUUACCCCUCCACCCGAGGAGUCGUACUCCCUCCACCGCAAGAUGGCCGGCUCCUUCCUUAUCUGCUCCAAACUGAAGGCGCGCAUAUCAUGCAAGGACAUGUUCCUAGACGUAUACAAUGCCUACAACCAGAGGAGGCAGGCGCAGCAGGCAGCACGGGCCAGUGCUUAGACGCUUGGGGACAUGCUCACUGCCUUAAUAUGCCUAGGACUUUUUAAGAGUGGGCUACUAGCAAAGGGACAGAAAAGGUGGAGUGGCCACGUGGAUCAGACUUACCUAAGACUUUAUAUCAUGUCAGUAUGUAACUAUGGCAACGUGCUUUAAUGAGGACCAUGAGUGUGCUCGGCUUUCUAUGCUUGUGUCCUUCAAGUGCUACAGUCCACUGACAUCAGUUAGGGAAUGAUUU
Messenger RNA from Perca flavescens (yellow perch), 2282 nucleotides. It is a transcript of the gene coq8b, whose product is annotated as coenzyme Q8B. The record is from RefSeq and is a predicted model, not a curated record. NCBI's taxonomy places the organism in Eukaryota, Metazoa, Chordata, Actinopteri, Perciformes, Percidae. The transcript has 16 exons. Gene Ontology annotation, biological process: ubiquinone biosynthetic process. The coding region runs from base 143 to 2047 and encodes 634 amino acids.